Messenger RNA from Caenorhabditis briggsae, 1500 nucleotides. Gene Ontology annotation, cellular component: membrane. The record is from RefSeq and is a predicted model, not a curated record. Gene Ontology annotation, molecular function: ATP binding; ABC-type transporter activity. Bases 1 to 1500 code for a protein of 499 amino acids. Gene Ontology annotation, biological process: transmembrane transport. NCBI's taxonomy places the organism in Eukaryota, Metazoa, Nematoda, Chromadorea, Rhabditida, Rhabditidae. The transcript is spliced from 6 exons.
AUGGGAAUUCCUACUGGCUUCGACACUGAAAUUUGUGUCCGACACCAUGCAGUUCGCCAGUCCAUUCUUGCUACAACGGGUACAUUCCUGGUGCAUCUCAUACGUCUUCGCUGCGGUCUCGUCUCAUCGGGCAUUCAACACGUCACCGCCAUCAUUUUCUGCGUCUGCGGCGCGCCAGAAUUCUAUCAAUGGAUUCGAAUGGACAACGAGGGUACUGUUUCGUUGGGAUCCGCCCUAUCGGUGUCCUAUUUGAGUUGGUACGCGGUUCUAGUGGUUUAUACGUUCAUGAUGUGUUUCGCGGAUCCGAGAAGUGGAAUUGUCAAGGGGGCUCACUCACCAGAACUACAAAGCUCAUUUCUGAAUCGCCUCACACUUUGGUGGUUCAAUCGAGUACCAUGGACAGGAGCCAAGAGGGAUUUGGAGAUCGACGACAUUUUUGAGCUCAACGAGCGGAGCAGCUCGAAAUUCCUUAGUGAAUUGUGGGAAUCGUUUUGGGAGCCGAAGCGAUUGAAAUACAUCCACGACAACAGCAUCUGGGCGAAACAAGAUCCAGCCGAACGGACCACCCCAGUGAUUCUGCCAUCAGUGAUUUCAUCGCUUUUCAUGAUGUUCCGAUGGGAAUUCCUACUGGCUUCGACACUGAAAUUUGUGUCCGACACCAUGCACGAACUCCUCAACUUCAUCUCCUCCAAAAACGCGCCAUUCUGGAAAGGCAUGGCCCUCUCGAUCCUGAUGUUCUCCACCUCGGAACUCCGCUCGCUCAUCCUCAACGGCUAUUUCUACAUCAUGUUUCGAAUGGGCACGAAAAUCCAAACAGCGCUCACCGGGGCGGUUUACAAGAAGACGUUGCUCCUCUCGAAUAGCGCCAGAAGGGACCGGACCGUCGGAGAGAUCGUGAAUCUCAUGGCAAUCGACGUGGAGCGCUUCCAGAUGAUCACUCCGCAAAUUCAACAAUUCUGGAGUUGUCCCUACCAGAUUACCUUUGCUCUAGUCUACCUAUUUCUGACUCUGGGCUACUCUGCGAUCCCAGGAGUCGUGAUAAUGAUUAUCUUUGUGCCGAUGAAUAUUAUCUCGUCCAUGGUGGUCCGGAAAUGGCAGAUAGAGCAAAUGAAGUUGAAGGAUGAAAGGACAAAGAUGGUCAAUGAGGUGCUGAAUGGCAUCAAAGUGGUCAAGCUGUACGCCUGGGAGGUUCCCAUGGAAGCCUUCAUUGAGGAGAUUCGAAGCAAGGAACUGGCGCUGAUCAAGAAGAGUGCAAUGGUCAGGAACAUCCUGGACUCCUUCAACACUGCCAGCCCAUUUCUAGUGGCCUUGUUCUCGUUUGGAACUUUUGUGCUAUCCAAUCCCGCCCAUCUACUGACCCCUCAGAUUGCAUUUGUGUCCCUGGCACUUUUUAAUCAGCUGAGAAGUCCUAUGACCAUGAUUGCCUUGCUUAUCAAUCAGGCUGUCCAGGCAGUGGUGUCUAACAAGAGACUUAAAGGUGGAUAUGACUUAAAAAUAUGA